AUAACCUGCUUGUGAUUGUGAUUCAAAUUUGAAAUAUUUGUUGUUUUCAAAUUGUUUCAAACGAAUUUUCAGUUAUUUAAAUGAUUAGGUAGUGACUUUGUGUUAAUAUUUCUAAAAUGAGUAACUUAAAAAAUGCAGAAGCAAAAAAAGUCUUAAAGCGAAAUACUGAACUUACCAUUCCCAAAAAUGAUCCAAAGUUGUCCAAAAAACCAGUAGAAAGUAAAACCAGUCUAAAAACUUUUCUACCCUCGAAAUGCCCUUCUUCAAAAAGCCAAUCGGUUGAUUUUCGUGUACCAGAAAUGCAAAGCACCCUUAAAUUAUCGAAAGUUAUUGACGAUAUUGUAAAACCAAGAAAAACAAGCAGUGCAUUGGAUGUUGACAAAAAGAAACUUGCAUUGGAUGAAAAAGUAUCUAGAAAAGUGAAUUUUCCCUAUACUAAAUCAGUUUAUAAAGACUUGAUACCUUUGUGCACCAAAGACAAAAAGCCUCAAACCCUUUUAGUCGCAAGAAAUCCAGUAUAUCAAAGAGACCCAGAACCAGUAUUAGAGAAUUAUUUGGAGCCUCGCAAAGUACCUUCACAUUACUACUUACCUCCCUUCAACAGACAACAGCGUAAUGCCAAGGACUAUGUUUCAGUAACCAAUGGAUUAAACUUAUAUAAAACUAUUCAAAUUAAUGAAAAUCAUUGCGAUUAAUUAUUAAAUGUAUAAGGAAAAAAAAUAACUUAAUUUUAUGAAAAUAUAUUUUUAAAGUGUUUUACACAUAGAAAUAAUUGAAAAAUAUGGCUGUUUAAAUCUUAUUAAAGGCUGCAACAUCGACA
Molecule: messenger RNA, 820 nt
Organism: Sitophilus oryzae (rice weevil)
Lineage: Eukaryota; Metazoa; Arthropoda; Insecta; Coleoptera; Curculionidae
Exons: 2
Coding region: 117-695 (192 amino acids)
Source: RefSeq, a predicted model, not a curated record